Messenger RNA from Cladocopium goreaui, 1568 nucleotides. The record is from the annotation of a GenBank genome assembly. Lineage: Eukaryota; Dinophyceae; Suessiales; Symbiodiniaceae.
AUGCCAUGCUUCGUUAUCCGCCAGGCCUUACGACCUCUGAUACCUGGCUGCCAUGCAGAAGAUAACCUACUUUCCUUGGCAGCAACCUGCAUUCGAUCUUGGGCAAAACUGGAUGCAGACUCGCUCCGCUACCUCUCCACCCAAAAUUUUGUGGACAUGGCGUUGAUUCUCACUGGCACUGGCCCACAAUAUGUUCUCAAGCAACAAACAGCACAAGCUCUGCAGAUCAACAAGAUGCUCUACAUUAGCAAUGAUUUCGCAGAUUUGGUGUUGGCCAAGGCAAUCAAACACCGAGGCAAAGUCCACACGAUGUUCAACGACAUCACAAGUGAUUGGGUCUCUCGAGGAAGCUCUUGCGCACUGCUUGGUUGCCGCAGAGGAGAUACCCGCCAGGCAGUCUUUCAAGAAGUCGUGGCCUUGAAGCCAGUGCGUGACUUGCAUGCAGGCUUGGUUGAAGCUGCCACUGAGCGCCAAGAAUGGCUUGUUUGCAGUCAUGAUGCAACAUAUCAAGUAUUGUUCAGCGCCAUUGGACAAGUGCCAAUGCAACAGAAACAAGGUGAAUUCCAUGCCCUUCACACGUUUCUUGGCCGGUCGGGCGCUGUGCCUGGCUUCAGCCUUCAGCGCACGGAGGGUCCUGCUCAGUUUCGGGCGGCCAUUGCUGAAGUCCUGCCUCAAGCUGCUCGGGACACGGUCAAGUACAUCUUCUCUGAUAGCCCUACCUCUGUAGAAGGCGCGGCCGAAGUCUUGCCAAACUUGGAAGCUGUCGCAGAAGAUGCUUUGCAUUUGGUGCUGCGCGUGGAAGCUUGUACUGGAGAGAAGCAGAGAAGCGCACUGCCUUGUCCUCAUGCUUGCUCAAGAUCCAAACCCGCUUCCGCCUGCCAUACGCAGCUCCGUCCUUUCGUGGCCAUGCUGUGGAAGACCCUCCUGAUGCCGGAGUAUAUCAAUGACAUCCAAGCCCUUUGCACUGCGUUUCCAGACAACAUGGGCCACAAGGACAAGAAAGGGCGCACAAUCCGCCAGAUCUUGAAGGCCGGGGCUUCCUACACUCAUUUUCGCUACUUGUGGAACGGAUCGCACAUCAUCUCUGCACUCCACGACGUGCUGCCACCUGCGGAGCUCCAACUCCUGAGUUUUGGCACGUGCAGCAAUGAAGCCUUGCACUUUCAAUUGAAAGCUUGCCAAGAGCAAAUCAUCCAGCAGCACAUCCAAACCUUCCCACCACAACUUGCAGCUUUCAGCUUGGCCAAGAUGUUGGCCCACCAUUCGGCCGCAUACUUCCACACCUUGGCACAAAGAAAGGAGUCUGAGAUUCUCAGUUUAAUGCAAGGCUGCUUGAAAAAGGGUUUUCUGCCAGCUCUUGAGGAAGGGCAGGUACAACCCAUUAUCAGCAGGCAAGACUUGCGCAAGCCAGUGCGCAGGGUGGAUCCUGGGAAGUUGGCCGCAAGAAAAGAAACGGCUGCACAAAAGGCCGUACAAUGGAAGAAGGAGAACCGCAACCGACAGCUGAAGAACAAGGAGAAAGUUCAACAUAAAGGCGCCUUCAAGCGCACCGUCUUUACUCAACAGAA